AUGAAACUCUCAGCCGCAUUCGCUCUCCUCCUCGACCUGCGACUCGCUAUCGGGGCGGCCUUGGUGCCCACCCUGACCACGAUCUUCAGGGCCCCUUCCCUGCUCUGGCAUCCGCACCAGGUGUCGCGCAUCUUUAUGGCGCAUGUCUGGAAGUUGUUUGGGAACGGUGUCGACGAGGGCGGACGUCCCGUCAAGCAGGCCCUUAUUCCUGAGAACGCACACGGCGUCGUGCUCGACAUCGGGGCAGGUCAUGGACAUACGAUCAUGUACUUGGACCCGUCGAAGGUCACCAAGUACGUCGCACUAGAGCCAAACGAGCUCAUGCACGACGAGCUCCGCACGCUCGCCGCGACCAAGGGGUUCACCGAAGCCGCUGGAAACCUCCUGCUUCUUCCCUACGGUGCCGAGGAGACUGGCCUCAUCACCUCCGCGCUCGGCGGCGCACGCUCAGUCGACACUCUGGUCUUUAUUCUCACCAUCUGCUCAAUCCAGGAGCCCGAGCGCACUCUCACGGGGCUCGUACGCGACGUGCUAAAGCCGGGAGGCUCGCUUCUGUUCUAUGAACAUGUCCUCAGCCCCCGCGCGGACGUCGCGUGGUGGCAGCGGUUUUGGACGCCGCUGUGGAAGCGCGCGUUUGACGGGUGUUGUCUCGACCGGCCGACGCAUGUGUGGGUCGAGAAGAUGGACGCAUGGAAGGAGGGGAGCGUGUGGGGGAAGGAAGGGGAGGAGGAGGAGCAUUUGUUCAACUGGCACCGCGUUGGCCAUUUCGUGAAGAAGACGGAUUAG
This is a messenger RNA of Trametes versicolor FP-101664 SS1, 786 nucleotides long. RefSeq lists its product as uncharacterized. Bases 1 to 786 code for a protein of 261 amino acids. NCBI's taxonomy places the organism in Eukaryota, Fungi, Basidiomycota, Agaricomycetes, Polyporales, Polyporaceae. The transcript is spliced from 2 exons. The record is from RefSeq and is a predicted model, not a curated record.